GCGGCGCUGCCCCCGCGGCGCUGGGCGGGCGGGCGGUCCCCGCUGCGGCUCGGCGCCUUCUCCUCCUCCUUCUCCUCCUCCUCGUCCUCAACCUCCUCCUCCUCCUUCUCCUCCUCCUCUGGCCGCUGCGGCGCGGGGGCUGCGGGCGGAGCGGCGGCGCCAUGAGCGGGGCGGCGGCGGCGAAGAGCGAGAAGCUGGACGAGGCUCAGGCGCUCGCCCGCAGCUGCGCGGGCAGACCCGACUUCCAGCCCUGCGACGGGCUCUCGCUCUGCGCCACCCACAGCCACGGCCGCUGCUUCCGCCUGCACUGGUGCUGCCACCUGGGAUGGUGCCACUGUAAAUACGUCUACCAGCCCAUGACCCCCGUGGAGCAGCUGCCCAGCACCGAGAUCCCCGUCCGCCCCCGGGAGUCCCCCAACACCAUCCAGAUCUCGGUGUCGCUCACCGAGCACUUCCUCAAGUUCGCUCCCGCCUUCCAGCCGCCGCUGCCGCCCGAGGCGCCGCAGUUCUGCACCAUCGCCGACCUCUUCAUCGACAACUACCGCGUCAAGUGCAUCAACGGCAAGAUGUGCUACGUGCAGCGCCAGCCGCCCGCCCCGCACAGGGCAAAGCCUGACGAGGGCUCUGUCCGCAACGCCUUAAUCACAAAGGAGAGCAAUACACCAAAACCAGAGCACUGCUCGUCCCCGUCCAGCUCUGAGGACUCCGGCAUCAACGCGGUGGGGGUUCACUACAUGGAGUCGUGUGACGAGGACACGGAGGGGGUGGCUGAGCUGAGCUCAGAGGAAGAUUACAGCCCGGAUAGCAGCUGGGAGCCGGACGAAUGCCCGCUCCUGUCGCCCUCGCAGUGCGAGAUGGAAGUGAUUGAGACUAUAGAAACCACUGUGUGACCACACAAGUCGGCGUCGGCUCAGUCCACUUCCUUCUCAGUAAUGUUGCUUUUGUAGUAUUUCUAUUUUCUGUUUUUUCUGACAAUCCCUUUUUUCCAGUGCACUUGAUAUUUCAGAUUCCUGUCAUGGGAGCGCGGUCACAGGACUUACAUAUGGUGAACUAGCAGCAGCCUGAGCAAUUUUAACACGUUCUCAGCCUGAUCAGCUCUCCCACGUCUGCACGUAAGGUAGUGACAAAUCUUAAGACUUUUCUAGCAGAAAUAGGCCCUUUCGUUGGUCUGGGUUACCCCACACACAACUUCUCACACGAGGACGUGCCACUUGAGAUGUUUCCACCUGUCGGGUUCUUGGCAGGGGUCCCUCAGAGCAUGGGGGGUGCACACCUGGAGCAGCAAACCGAGGUGCCCUUAGUCUUUCUCAAACAGCUACACGAGGCUCCUCCUGUUUCUGUCUGUCCUGGCACCUUGUCCAGCCUCUUCCCUAGUGCUGGUGCGACCUUCUCCGAGGCUGUCGGCACCACGCUUCCAGCAGGUUGGAAUGGCAAGCUAGAGAAUGCACAAAGUGCCUCCAACUUUUCUCCAGGCUAUGCACCAAGCAGCAGCUGCUGAGGUAGGCCAGGCUCUGCAAUCUCCUGAGAAGGCAGGUCUUGCUCUGGAGGGGGAUGAGUUGCCUGAAUCCACCUGGUCCCUUUUCUCUGCCUGGAUCUUGGGAAGGGGGUCUGGCUUUUGCAGGUGGGCAGGAGGGGGAGCAGGCAGAGGUGGGGCGUGGCCAUCUAACCAAUACCACACUGGACUGGGGAGUACCAGGACAGGCGAAGGAAGCGACUACCUCCGAACACCCGCCCUCGGCUCCCCUCUGCCUCCUCCUGGGCUCUUUGGUGCCGGACACUCAGGACCAAAUGGCCUCAGGGCCUGCAUUUGCCUGAAGAAUAACAAAGUUUAAACAAAAAGAAUUUUACCAGCCACACCACUGUGUCGGCAGAGCUUGGGGACAGCGUGGAGAUGCCCCUGGGAAGUGACCCAUGGGCUCAGUGGCAUGUGACCUUGUUAAAAUAGAGCCUAAGGUCAUUCUAGUGGAGAGAGGAGGCUUUGGCUCCUGCUCCAUCACUCCCAGUCCAGGAGCAGGUUCGGAGCAGGGGUCCCUCACCCAGCUGGUAGUGGAGCUGUCUCACAGGAGGUUCAGUUUCAGCCCUGCCUGAAAACUGAAAAAAGAAAACAAACUGAAAAAAAAACUGAAAAAGGAAACAAAAAUGUCCCUCAGAUUGCAGCCAGCUCCAUGGAGCUGGAGCCAGUAACUCCUGUGUUCCCGCAGCGGUACUGCCGUUCUUUGUGCAGUUGCUGUUUGCGUUUCAGAAGUCCCUGGUGAAUCCAAGGCUGUAAAAACGUGUACAGUUAGUGACUGAUCCUAGAUUAUAGUCUGUGGUAGAGGGUGGCUCAUCUCUCACUGUAUCCUGACAAUGUAUUCCCAAUUUUAUACACUUUGUAAUCAGUAUCUUUAGAAGACAUUAGGCAACAGUGUGUGUCUGUGCACAUGCCCGUCUAGGAGUUUCCAUGGGUGGAUAUAAAGUAAUGCUGUACUUUUUAGACUAAGACUUUCAGACAAAAAUAAUAGGUUUUAUAGUUUUGAUGAAUUACAUAAAAAUGUGCAAUGCUUGUAAAAUGAGGAACUUGGGCCAUUGCAUGAAUGGAUACAUUCUCACAAGGCACCUGAAAAUACUCGGUUUUUUUGAGGGCAUUUAACAAAGGCUGUAGUAAAACUAAAUAGGAUUUAUUUUGUUUUUAAGGGCGGGGUUGUCUUUCUUGGCUAACUACAGUUUCUAACAACAUUUUUGGUGUCUUUGGACCAUUCAGACACAUUCCAUAGGUAGACGGAAACAUGUAUAAACCUACAGCAUUUAUUCAUAUUUAACCUUUCAAUUGUAACCUGAGUGGAGAGCUGAACGAGCUCACUCUCAUGCCGGGCCUCUGAGCUUUCCUCCUAGAAAGAGGAAGGCUCUUCCUCCCCAGGAAAGGCUUCUCCUUCCCAGGCAGGAAGGGUGGGCUGGCGCAGCACGGCCUUUCCCAAGGGCAGGGAGCUCCUCGCCAGUUCUCCCUGGGGCACCAAGGGCAGGGAACAUGAGCAGGACACCCCUGCCCAGCAGAGCUCACCUUGUUUGCAGGCAAGCAGGAGCUGCAGCCCUGCCCGGGCACAGGCUGGGAGCGCGGUGACCUCGGGGGGUGCGGGUGGCAGAGACUCCACAGGGCCCACGGGGUCCCGUCCCCGUCAGGAUCCAUUCUUUCUUAACUGUAAGUAAUUAGCAAUACCCACAAGCUGUGAGUGUUUCCUACCCAGGAUUUGUUCAGAUGUCUUAAGCACAAUAAGCUGCCUCUUCCUUCUGUUGUUCCUGGAAAAUGUCAGCGGCGCUCUGGGGAGUGCCGGGGCUGCUGGAGAGCGCUGGGGCAGGGCCCAGCCGCGGGGAUCUCCUGCUCCAUCGCACACCCGGCUCCCAACGCUCCCGGGGAAAAACGGGCUCCUUCCUUUGCACAAACACGGGCGUGGCCGUGUUGCCGCAGCCAUGCCCCGGGCUGGCUGCUCCCCCUGCCAGGGAGAGAUGUGUGUAUAUUUCCUCUUGAAUAAAAUACUGAACAACUGGC
Messenger RNA from Motacilla alba alba, 3523 nucleotides. RefSeq names its product chromosome 9 C3orf70 homolog (gene C9H3orf70). The record is from RefSeq and is a predicted model, not a curated record. The coding region runs from base 162 to 890 and encodes 242 amino acids. The transcript is spliced from 2 exons. NCBI's taxonomy places the organism in Eukaryota, Metazoa, Chordata, Aves, Passeriformes, Motacillidae.